ACAUGAGGCACUUGACGGGAAUUUUAUUUUAGUUUUUUUAAAAAAGAACUCAAUUGAUUUUUUUUUUAAAAAUAAUCUUGCUGAACAAGUACUUUUGAUUUUUGGCAAAAGUUUGCAGUUUUGUUGAAAACUCCGAUCAAUUUCCGAUCUGAAAAAUGGACAGCCAACUGGUUGAGAUGUGCAUGGCAUCGGCGACGGAGAGCCUUGACGCUAUCGAAGCGUGGCGGAGGCAGCGGCGGACACUGGAAAUGAUGCCUUCUCACCUCGCUGAAGCUCUUCUUCACCGCCUUCUUCGCCGGCGUCUCCUCUUCCCGUCUUUACUCGAAGUGUUUAAAUUUUGUGUCGACGGGAUCGACUUAAGGGGAGAGAGUUAUGUGGAUGCAGAAUGGAUGGCAUAUAUAGGUGGUUUUGACCACUUGCAUUCUCUAAAUUUAUCAGAUUGUAACAAAAUUAACAGUUCAGCCAUUUGGGCUAUUACAGGAAUGACAAACUUAAAGGAGCUUGACCUCUCCAGGUGCUCGAAGAUUACUGAUGCUGGAGUUAGACAUCUAACAACCAUUCCAAGUUUGGAAAAGUUAUGGAUUCCAGAAACAGGUGUCACAGCUGAUGGUGUCAUAACCCUGACUUCGUUAACCAACUUAUCCUUGUUGGAUUUGGGAGGCCUGCCUGUAUCUGAUUCGGCUCUGUGUAAUCUUAAGGUUCUCAGGAAACUACAACAUUUGGAUAUUUGGGGGAGUGAAGUAUCAAACAAAGGAGCAUCUCAUCUUAAAUGGUUCCCGAAAUUGAGUUCUCUGAAUUUGGCCUGGACCAAGGUCACUAUGUUGCCGGGUCUGCCUUCUCUUGCAUGCCUAAACAUGAGCAAUUGUACGAUACAUUCUAUAUUCGAAGGAGGAGGACAGAAAGCUCUUCUUACAAAGCUUAUUCUGUCUGGAGCAACCAUAAAAGAUGUCUCUGAAGCUUUCCUACACCUUGAAACAUCUUCCCUCUCUCAUCUGGAUCUUUCAAAUUCGUCUCUUAAUUCGUUCUGUUUUCUGCCAUAUAUGAGAAUGAUAUCAGAUUUAGAUCUCAGUGGCACAUCUGCAGGAGAUGAGUCAGUUGAACACAUUGCAUUUGUAGGUCAAAAUUUGCGUCAUCUAAAUCUCAGCCGGACAAAAUUAAGCUCUGCAGGACUGAGAACCUUAGCUGAUUUUGUUCCCAAGCUUGAAACUUUAUUGUUGUCUUACACAGCCAUUGAUGAUUCUGCUAUCCCCUUCAUGAGCUUCAUGCCUUCGCUAAAAUAUAUUAGUAUGAGUGGUACAAAUAUCAGCGGUAUUUCCAAUGAGAUGGACUCUGAUCCUAAUUAUGUUUCGUCACUGUCCGGGUUGUCUAGUCUUGAACAUUUGGAGAGAUUGGAUUUGGAGGAGACUCGAAUCAAGGAUUCAGCUUUGGCUCCUUUGCCGAGCUUUCGUAAAUUGAGCCAUUUAUUUUUACGGAGUGGUUCCCUUGCUGACACCACUUUGCAUCAGUUGUCGUCUAUUACAAGCUUGGUAACCCUGGGGAUUCGUGAUGGCGUGCUCACUAAUACUGGGCUCGAUGUGUUCAACCCUCCGCCACCUAUGAAGAUUCUUGAUCUCAGGGGUUGUUGGCUUUUGACAGAGGAUGCUGUGUUGUCAUUUCAGCAAAGGCAUCCUCAAAUUGAAGUAAGGCAUGAUCUUCUUAGUAUUGCAAUGGUGAAAAGGUUAUCUCUUAGCUCACCUUUGUCCCAAGCGACACCACGGACCAAACUACACAAAAACAAGAAGGGAGGGUCAUCAACAUCUCCCCUUAGAUCUAUCAGAGACGGUUUUCUUGAUCAAAGAUUGAAGUACACCAACGAAGAACUACUUGCAAUGAGGUUUGACUCUGCCUCUAUUUCCAGUGACAAUGUUGUUCAGAUACCUCAUGAGUUGGCAAAUGAUGGAUAGAAUUUCUUGGAUUCAUCUCAUGUGCGUAUUCUAUUACCUGUCGAUAGUAGUUCUUGAGUUUCUUUUUCAAUGUCGAAAUUCUAAUAUUUCUUUUUUUGAAUGAUGCAUAGUAUAACUCAGAAUGCUAAAUGUCCAGGCUGUUGUAACGUCCCAUUUGCUUGUUACUUUUUACGUGACUCAGAUUACCAUCUGUCAAGGACAAGAUUUCAUAGUUCUAAAGCUCCCAAAUGCUUGUAUUGCAUUGGAACCUUUGAGGCUAGAUGUUUAUUAGCUAUGAUUUUGGUUAUUUUUUGUAGCUAAUCUGUUGUAUUUUACGAUUUCUUGAUCAUUCUGGUGACAUUAUUUGUAAUGUAUACUAACCCAGAGAUGUUGUCAUUCUUGAAUUUGCAGAAGUUAAAGAAAUAUCAUGUUUCGAGGUAUUACAUUUUUUGUGCAAUGCCUUUUUAAAUUUUUAUUUAGAACGAAAACCCCACUCCUAUGCAAUAGCUGGGCCACCCAGAAGGGUAUGAUUUUGGUUAUUUUUGUAGCUAUCUGUUGUAUUUUACAAUUGCUUGUAUAGAUGAAUUGCAGAAGUUAAAGAAAUAUCAUGUUUCGAGGUAUUACAUUUUUUGUGCAAUGCCUUUUUAAA
This is a messenger RNA of Solanum pennellii, 2571 nucleotides long. Its product is annotated as toll-like receptor 3. Lineage: Eukaryota; Viridiplantae; Streptophyta; Magnoliopsida; Solanales; Solanaceae. Gene Ontology annotation, molecular function: protein binding. The transcript is spliced from 6 exons. Bases 156 to 1943 code for a protein of 595 amino acids. The record is from RefSeq and is a predicted model, not a curated record.